AAUCUCGCUGAUCAUUACGCGCGCCGUCAUUGUGCAAACCAAAGGGGAGUAUUCGCAAACGAAACUCCGAAUGUUACGCUAGUAUUUCGACAACCAUCGCCUAAGGAAUAGCGAUCCGGAGAGGCGUCUCCGUCUUAUCCAAUUUCUUCAUUAUUCUGUUAAUGCUUCUCUCAUUCGACUCAUCGGGAAGAGCUUACCUCACUUACGGCGAAGAGAGCGAAAUCUUAAAAUCGCGCGGUAACAAAUUUCGCUCGAAUAAAACAACCUUACUCCUUCGCGUCUCGAGAUUUAUCUCAUGAUUGGUAUCAGUGUUUGACAGUUUGCAGUGUGAUAGAAAAUAUAAAAGUGUUAAUUUUUGUUAAAACUUGAUGUGCUAAAGACACAUCAUGUCGCAUCGGCUGCUCGUAUCGUCUAUUCUGUGUAUUCUCUGCGUAAAUUUCGCUACGUUAUAUCGUGUCUCUGCGCAAAUUAAUGCAUCAGAAGGCAAUGACAUUAAUAGCCGUGUGCUACCCGCUUAUGCCGUCGCUUUAAGAGCCAAUCUUCUCAAUUCGACGAUAUGCGGAAAGGAAUUGCAGGACUUUCGAGAUGCCCUCGAGCAACGGAUACUAUGGAGUUUGAAGAUGUUGGACUCUAGCGGCGGACUUAAAUCAGGUUUCUUUUAUGGAAAUAACUAUUGGCUUGGUGUUACUACCCAGUGCUUCGAUACAAUGAACAGAGAACCUCUAGAUCUUUUAGACAAAGAUUUAUUGAAUAACACGAUAUAUCGUGAUCCGCAAAAGGAAUUUCCGCCUUUCAAAGUGACUUAUUUCGUUGCUUAUAUUAGACACAACAGUACUCUUCAGUACCAUUUAAAUGUACCCAAUGAAGAUUUGAUUACACUCGGUCUUUGUUUACCAGCAUCAUGUUCUAUAAGCGAAUUAAGCGUCAUUCUAGAAAGAAUAUUUCGCGAUAGAGCUCUUUUAGCCAAUGAUCUCUAUUCUAUGGACUUCAAACUGAUUGAAGUUAAAGAUGUAAAGGAUGAUUAUGAAUGGUUAUUUAGUGGUCCGAUACUUCUCAUCUGUGUUGUUUUAGCACUUACCAUUUCCAUAAUGAUAAUCGGAACGGUGUACGAUUUAUUCGUGUAUCAAAAAUAUUUAAAUGCAAAGAAUAAAACUACUAAGAAUAAAGCUAAUGGUGAAAACACACCCGAGGAAAUGGAAAUGGCAGUUUCGUCUUCACCCCAGGAGAACAGAAUCGGACAAGUGCUUUUAUGUUUCUCUAUUUACACAAAUACGAAAGCGAUAUUUAACACGAAGAUGGAUGAUUCAAUAGCCGUCAUUCAUGGCAUGAAAUUUUUAGGCAUGGUUUGGAUAAUCAUGGCCCACACCGUGUUAUACACGAUGGAUUAUCUCGACAAUCCAGUAUGGACUUUGAGAAUCACCACAGGCUUGCCCAUUCAGAUAUUGGCCAAUGCAACCAUUUCGGUCGACACCUAUUUCUUUAUCAGCGGUUUCUUGGUGGCUUAUUUAUAUCUGAAGAACAUAACGAACAAACAACGGGAUGAAUCGUUUAAUUACAGAGCGAAGCUAAAUGAGUUCUUUGUCUAUGUAAUGAGAAGAUAUAUCCGAUUGACACCGGCUUUCAUGAUGAUGGUGGGAAUACUGCAAUUAAACUCGGCUUGGUACAACAAAACUUCGCAAUUUUACAUGGACGAGAGACCGCAUGAAACUUGCGUGAAAUACUGGUGGAGAAAUCUUUUGUACAUAAAUAAUUUGUACGAGCGCAAGGAAUUGUGCAUGAGUUGGAGUUGGUAUCUAGCUAGCGAUAUGCAAUUCUUUGUAAUCGCUAUAGCGCUACUGAUUUUGUCCACCAUAUGCUUUUACACAGCUGCUUUCAUAUUGAUCGCAAUUUUAAUAGGCACGAUUGUACUCAGCGGUUAUAUUUCAUAUAUCUACGAAUACAUUCCAAUAUUAAGCGAACAAUACAGACUUCUAGAUGUCUUAUACUAUCCGCCAUGGGUAAGAAUAGGUCCAUAUAUUAUUGGAAUAAUUGCAGCUUACAUUUUAAUAAAUCUAAACAAAAGGAUAACCUUGAAAAGGACAACCUUAAUUUUAUGUUGGAGCUUUGGCAGCUCUUGCAACAUUUUCGUAUUAUUCGGCCUUUACAAACGACACAUCUCUGUUCUAUCAACUGCUAUCUAUGUCGCGUUAAGUAGAACUAUUUGGGCCAUAGGUAUAGCAUGGCUUGUCAUAGUGUGCUGCACUAAGCACGGAGGUAUCAUUAAGCAAGUGCUAUCAUUCAAAGUCUGGAUCCCUCUUAGUAGACUCACAUAUUGCGCUUACCUCUUGAAUCCUUUCAUCAUACAUGCGAUUCGUCUGCAUGACGAGUCGUCCGUUCACUUGGAGUUUCUGUCUUUGGGAACCAUGUUUAUGGGACAAGUUGUAAUUUCUUAUUUUUGCGCUUAUGCAUUAUCCUUAAUGGCAGAAUCGCCAUUUGUCAUGCUAAUGCGAUUACUACUUCAAUCUCGCAAUAAAAGAAAAUAUAACAGACGCGAGAUUAUAAUUUCGCAUACUAAAGUGUGAAAAAUAUUGUUAAUACAUAAUUAGCGUAAGUAGUUCAAUUA
Camponotus floridanus (Florida carpenter ant) is the source of this 2602-nucleotide messenger RNA. RefSeq names its product nose resistant to fluoxetine protein 6. The record is from RefSeq and is a predicted model, not a curated record. The coding region runs from base 387 to 2561 and encodes 724 amino acids. Lineage: Eukaryota; Metazoa; Arthropoda; Insecta; Hymenoptera; Formicidae. Gene Ontology annotation, molecular function: acyltransferase activity, transferring groups other than amino-acyl groups. The transcript is spliced from 13 exons.